UGUUUUGGUAUAGUGCAAAUAAAUGUGUUCAAGUGAUGAAUACAUGUUUAGUUAUGUUUCCUUUCGAAUUGUUACCUAAUAAUUGCUCUGCAUCAUACCUAAUUCAAUUCCUCAAGCGGAAAUGGGUUGAGUUAUUGAAGUGUGAGAGAUGAAUCUUGAGAGCAGUAACAUUGAUAACGAAGCAGAAUUUGGACUGUACAAAACAGAAAGUGAUGGAUCUGAUCAGUUUGGAGAUAUUACAGAAGAACUUAACUUUUGGCACUCAUGUAGAAUAUGUGGUGAUGUUAAAGAUGACAUGGUAUCUAUAUAUGAUCAGACAGGAAUUGAACUUCAACUUGAAGAAAAAAUUAAUAAUUACCUUCCUAUUACGGUGGCUGCAGAAGAUGAUUUUCCAGUGUUUGUCUGCUCAGAUUGUGUUGAUAAACUGAACACUACUCAUGAGCUUGUUGUUAUGUGCAUUGAAUCUAACAACAAGUUCAAUGAGUACUUAAAAUCAAAAGAGGAAAAAACAAAGCCUGAUAACUCUGUGAGAAGAGAUGUUGCAGAAAGUGAAAACAAAAUAUAUGAAACUGAAGGUAUGGUCGAAGAAAAGCAAGAGUCCCUAAAGAAAGCACACAAUUCAGUAAAUAUGAAAGAAGAGAAUAGAACUACAGAUAUGUCAAUGCUGAAAUUUUUAGAAAAAGAGGGUAUUAGUUCUUGUGGAAUCCAUAAAAAUGGCAGCUUGCAAGGAGAGAUGCAUCAAGAACAAGAAUAUGUGUUGUCAUAUGAAGAUACUUUCCCAUCCUUUCAGUUUUCAAAUGCAGAUAUGAUAAAGGAAGUUGACAAUGAAGUUCUUAAUUCAAUGGAAAAUAUGACAACCCUUGUUCCUGUCCCUUUACAUAACACGUUCUCUGAUAUGCAAAGUUUUGAUUGUAAGUCAUCCAACAUAAACACAAUGGAGAAAGUAGUGUCUCUCAAGUUACAUGAAGAUGGAUUUGUGCAUUGCGAAGAUGAUUUUACAUCAUUUCAAGACUUCACGAAAACCAAGCUACCUAAGACUAAUGAAUCUGCAUUUAGACAUCAAGAUUCCAGCACCCUGAAACCACCAGAUCAGUGUGAAGUUGACAGACAUGGUGGAGGUCUGAACUGCCCUAUAUGCAGCUACACAGCUCAGACACAAGAUGAGCUGGACUCCCAUGUAGCCUGCUGUAACAUUAGCAGCUCUGUGUCAGAAACGCCAGGCCAUGACAUUAUUGAGCAUGACAAGAUAUAUACAAAGGUUGACACAAAUCAGGUACAUCGACUUGGCCACAUCAUUUCUCAGGGAUUUGAUCCUGAGGUUUCUUGGAGUUGUACCUCAUGUCACCUGAAUUUUCAAAGCUCUGAACGUCUGCGCGAACACAAGGAAACUUGUCAUGCAACACUAUGGCUUUGUGAUCUUUGUGGCCGAGGAUUUUCUACUUCUGAAGAACUAAGUGAUCACCAUAAUCUAAUGCAUGUACAAAGUUUACAGCGUAAUUCUCGACCAAAUGUCUUUCGCAACAGACACAAGUGGAUCCAUGGAAUAUGGAUGUAAAAACAGUACAAAAAUGAAGUAUGACAGAUGGACCCUCAGUGGCAUUUGUGAAACAUUGAGAAAGAAAUAACAUAUGUAUUAGGUCCUUCUUUGUCCUUUGGUUACAUUUCGUUUUGGCAUGUCUGGAACACCUGAGACAUACAGACAUGUUCUGGAUCAAAUCAUCAGUCACUUCACUUCCAUGACCUCCUUAUUAUGCAGACACUAUUAAAAUCUUAAUUAAUUGAAACCCUCAUCUGCUGACAGGUGUUGUUGAUAUACCUUGGGAAUGUGGGUCUCUCAGUAGGUGUGCAAGGGUUAAGUCUCUGCAGGUGCACUGUUCGUCUGUGUCCUCACUGGCUCAGAUGGUUAGAGCAUCUGCCAUAUAAGCAGGAGAUCCCUGGUUCAAGUCCCUGUUGGGGCACACAUUUUCAGCUGUCCCCAUCAAGGUAUAUCAACAACACCUGUCGGCAGCUGAGGGUUUCAAUUAAUUAUCAUUUAUUCUA
Schistocerca gregaria is the source of this 2040-nucleotide messenger RNA. RefSeq lists its product as uncharacterized. Lineage: Eukaryota; Metazoa; Arthropoda; Insecta; Orthoptera; Acrididae. The coding region runs from base 149 to 1555 and encodes 468 amino acids. The record is from RefSeq and is a predicted model, not a curated record. Gene Ontology annotation, molecular function: zinc ion binding. Gene Ontology annotation, cellular component: nucleus. The transcript has 8 exons.